Astrephomene gubernaculifera is the source of this 1931-nucleotide messenger RNA. The record is from the annotation of a GenBank genome assembly. Lineage: Eukaryota; Viridiplantae; Chlorophyta; Chlorophyceae; Chlamydomonadales; Astrephomenaceae.
CUUCCUGUUAGAGAUUCUAUGCCCUACUCGGGUGACGUUACUAGGAAUAGCUACUACUAAGCACUUAAGACGUGAAGCGUUUGCGUUAACAAUUUCACAAUGGCCUGUGCAGUUGCCUUGCCUUGCUCCGCCCUGGCUACCAAGUUUAAGGGCGACUCUGCUGAGUUACUUGAUAGGCUUGUUGAGGUCUGCAAUACUGUCAUGGUCCCCAACAACGCCAAGGUUGUCGAGCGCGAGUUGCUUCCGUUCUGCUUUGACAACGCUCCUCCGCUUCCCAAGGCUGGCCCGCGCUCUCCUCCCAAGGGCCGUUCACCACGAUGCUCGCCGCCAAAGCAGCAAAAGGCUUCGGGCGGCGUUUCUCCGAGCGGUUCUCGCAGGGGUGGCGUAGCUUCCUGCGCUUCUUCGCCAAGCCACAGUUCUCUGGACGGCAGCUGCUAUCGCACGCCAAAGCAGCCUGCCACAAACAACCGCUUCACUUCUCUGGAGUCAGCUGACGACCUUGCCCGUGUCCUGCGGGCCCCAGGCGUCAUGGUCCCUCCGGCGUCGGUUUCAGUUCGCGCGUGCCCUGGCUUCUUUUCAAGCCCGAGGCCUUGUGACAUUCCUAUGCCAACAAGCACGCUGCUGGUCAAGGCUGCGCUUGUGAAGGCCUAAGCUCACGGCUCGAGAGUAGAACAAUGUUCAAGAAUGAUGUUAGCUUACAUUUUACAAUUCGUCUGGUGCCACCUGGAGAUUCGCGGAGAGCGCCUUCGAGACUUGCUGCUAACCAUCGCUGCGUUGCCUUAGGUAACGGCAGCCCAGGCAAGCUCUUCGUUCGCGUAAUGCUGCAGCCAUGCGGUUUGCCGUUUGCAGUAUUCGCUUCGUGUUGGCUGUUGUGUGGCGUUCUAAGGAGCGGGGUUGCCGGUAUUGCCUACUUUCGUCUUUUGAGGAGCUCUUACUGCAUAUGUCGCGCGGCAGCAGCUGUACGGUGGUGAAUCUGGCAACCGCAACCCUGUCCGCUAGUUGGUUCUUCAGCAGUGCUGCGGUGGGCUGGGGUCGGUAGGCUGCGAUAAGGCCUUGUCGGCCACCAUUUCCCGGCGUUCACUGGCUUGGUUGGAUGCUAUAUUGUUACUGUCGUGUGUUCGUGGAUGACCUUGUGCCAACAGUCGUUGUACAUACAUCAUCGUUUGACUCUGUUAUACAGCAUCAGUUGUUUGCCGUGCACCUUCUACGUGUAGGCUAAGCUGGUGCAUUUUUGCAAGUCGCCUCUGCAGGAUAGGAAUGGGCGCGAGUGUUUAUGCUGGUUGUCGCGGACUGUUCAGAUGUGGGGUACAACAUGUUCGCAACUGUUGCUGCGUGCGUGCAAUGUUUACCCGGAGCAUGUAUGGUCAGCAGCCAUCAGCGUCUUGACUUCAUCCCCGCGGCCUGCAUAUACCUUGUUGCCGUCCUAGGCCUGCCAUUUAUGUGGCGUGGCUGUGACUUAAUUGAUUUUUUCUAUGACCCUUGGUAGCUUAAUGCUUCAAGGGAGCGAGCCCGGUUGGGCCCAGACAUGAACUUCCUGCGGGGGCCUAGAAACCCGGUUGGCUAAGGAAGACGUCAAUGUUGCCGGCCGCGUGCGCGUGGUCGACUAGUUUGACUUAGCUUACUAGGGUUGCCCAGCAGGCGACUUCCAACUGUGUCUUUUAUUAGCCCUGCUGUCGAUCCCUCGACAUCUGACACUGUUUUGGUUUACAACUCAUUACAAGCUGCGAUUUGUGUGCUUGUCAUGUACCCGGUCUUGUAGUCGCCCGUCCUGGUUCGCUACUUGGCAUGGGAGUUGCUGCAGGGGAGUGUUGCUUAUGAAAAGCUGAUGCUUUGCCGAUUUGAGAGAUGCGCGUGUUGUUGCUGUCGUUUGGUGCUCGUGAGGAUGCCUUGCCAUGUGUGCCUGGCCCGCUUUUUACAAGGGCAUUUGGCGC